AUGGUUCACUUCACUUCCGUCUUCGCUGGGCUGUCGCUCGUAGCUGGUUCUCUUGCCGCGCCCUCCAAAGAAGGUCUCUUCUCCAAGAUUACCAAGCGGGCUGGUACUCCCAACAGUUCCGGUACUAACAACGGAUUCUACUACUCCUGGUGGAGUGACGGCGGUGCCGAUGCUACUUAUACCAACGGUGAGGGAGGUUCUUACUCCAUGGAGUGGAAGGAUGGUGGUAACGUUGUCGGUGGUAAGGGAUGGUCUCCUGGAAAGGCCCGAACCAUCUCGUAUGAGGGAGAGUACAAGCCCAACGGCAACAGCUACCUCUCCGUCUACGGCUGGACCCGAAACCCCCUCGUCGAGUACUACAUCGUCGAGUCCUUCGGUACCUACAACCCCUCCAGCGGUGCUACCAAGAAGGGUACCGUUGAGGCUGACGGCAGCACCUACGAGAUCUUCGAGACCACUCGAACCAAUGCCCCUUCGAUCGAUGGCACUCAGACCUUCCAGCAGUACUGGUCUGUUCGCCAACAGCAUCGCUCCACUGGUAGCGUCGACACUGGUCUUCACUUCGAUGCCUGGGAGAAGGCUGGCAUGAAGCUUGGCACCCACGACUACCAGAUCCUCGCUACUGAGGGUUACUUCAGCAGCGGAUCUUCUCACAUGACCGUUUCCGAAGGAGCUUCUUCCGGUGGCGGCGCCGGUGGUUCUACUGGUGGUGACGCUUCCCAGGGCGGUGAUGCCUCUCAAAGUGGAAACGGUCAGCAAGGUGGCGAUGGAAACUCUUCCCAGCAGCCUGGCAGUGAGAACCAACCCCAGCAGCAAGAAAUUGACACUGGUGCUAACGAGUCCUGCCAAUAA
Messenger RNA from Fusarium subglutinans, 852 nucleotides. RefSeq names its product endo-1 4-beta-xylanase. Gene Ontology annotation, molecular function: hydrolase activity, hydrolyzing O-glycosyl compounds. The transcript is spliced from 3 exons. Gene Ontology annotation, biological process: xylan catabolic process. NCBI's taxonomy places the organism in Eukaryota, Fungi, Ascomycota, Sordariomycetes, Hypocreales, Nectriaceae. The record is from RefSeq and is a predicted model, not a curated record. Bases 1 to 852 code for a protein of 283 amino acids.